CAAAAUUUUAUGACACCGCUUGCAUUUGAGAAACAGUUAGCCUCGAAUCCACGCCGAUUAAAAUACUCGGCGUGGGAUUCGAGGCUAAGAAACAGUAUGAUUGUGUUUGUUCUGCUGACGAUUUUUCCCUUUAUUUCAAUAUUGACGAUCUGUACCGUAAUACAUUUUUUUUAAACUAAGAAGAUGAACCACGAGUUUGAAGUGCACCACCUCGUCUCUCAGUUGGUGGCGCUGCUCAAAGCUCAGGACAGAGCCAAUGUUGACUCUUCUGUGGAGCUACUCCUUAAGAACAGGACCCCCUACAUCACUGCACAGCUACAGGAGAGUUCAUAUGCAUCCAAGCGUAAACUAGCAGAGUUUUCAAGUCAAGGAGAACAAUUUCUCUCUAAGUAUGAGGAGCUCAAGAUUAAGCAGACACGAGACCUCAACCCGCUAGUGUACUUACUCUCCAAGGUAGCCGAUGAUGGGGAGUUGUGUGGCUUCCUACGAGAGACACGUCCCCCUCCCAUUGCUAAGGGCGACCAGCGACGAGAGGUGGGUGGUGACGGUGUGAAGGUGUUGAACUUAGUAGAGGGGGCGGAGGUCGAUCUGCCAGAGAAAGGUGCUGUACUCACAGAGAAGGAACUGGAUGAAUUGCGUGGUAGACUAGAAACAGUUGCCUCUACCAUGACGGAGAGGGGGAAACCAAAAGUCCCCUCACCACCCUCACACUAUCCACCUCUACCAUCGUGGACACACGAGCGGCCAUUCCUCACACGAGACUUUGUCGCCAUGGUUACUCCAAAAGGGGGUGUGGCACUUGGCUCGUUGCCGGUAGCAAUGCAGCAACAUGCUAUACUAGACGACCUACUGAGUGUUCUAGUGGGAAUGGAUGGAAGGUAUAUCCACCCUGAGCCCCUCACAGGAGGUACAUACCGUGCCUUCAGUGUAGACCCAGCACUGGACCCCUCCCUCCACACUCUGGUUAGCCGCACCCUCCCACUAGCAUCACACUACUCUAUAGUGGGACGCUUCAUUGAGGAGGGGUCAAAGUUCAUCCACGGUAUGGUCAACCAGGGCCUAUCCUCGGCAGUUCGUGGGCUCCUCAAAGAGUAUUUGGUAGUAAUAGCUCAGUUAGAGUCUCAGCAAUCCAGCAACCAGCUCACACUACAGAAGCUGUGGUACUAUCUACAGCCGUGUAUGAAGACACUGGAUAUACUGGCUAGAGUGUGUGUAGCUGUGAUCAGUGGGCGGUGUAGAGGGGGGAAAACCCUCACCACAUUGCAUAACCUCACUGUCGGCUAUAUUGGAGACCAGAGGAGUCAGGAGAUAUGUCUCCAUGUCACUCAAGCGGCUAGUCUGUCGUACCUGGUCAUGCUGGAGGAGUGGGUGUAUCAGGGGGUGGUCAAUGACCCCUACUCAGAGUUCAUGAUAACACAACACGAGUCCUUCAAGAAAGACAGACUCCAUGAUGAGUACAAUGAUGCCUACUGGGAGAGAAGAUACACAGUGGCACAGGAUAAUAUUCCAUCAUUUCUGGAGCACUUGGCUGAGCGUAUUCUCCAGACUGGCAAGUACCUCAAUGUGGUGCGUGAGUGUGGGCUGGAGGUGGCCUGUCCUGGAGCUAAAGCAAUACGCUACAGUGUCCAGGAGCGUACCUAUGUGGAGCAGAUAGAGACUGCCUACACUUACGCUAGUCAAGAGCUGCUACAACUCAUGAUACGUGAUCACGACCUCCUUGGUCAUCUCCACUCCAUGAAGCAUUGCUUCUUGUUGGAUCAGGGGGACCUUAUAGUGCACUUCAUGGAUAUGGCAGAGGGGGAACUCAGCAAACCAAUGGCUGACAUACUACCACAGAGACUGGAGUCACUCCUGGAGCUUGCCGUGAGGACCAGUCUCCUUGACAACGACCCCUACAAGGAUAAACUCCUCCCACUUUUGGUGCCCUUUGACCUUGUCACACAGCUCCUCUACAUCUUGGCCAUACAACCAGAGGGGGUGGAGACUACGGGGGAUGAAACUCCGCCCCUUAUCUUACGACCGGACCCAAGCACGCGAGGAUUGAGUGGGUUGGAAGCUUUUAGCCUCGAUUACCGUGUUGGUUGGCCACUAUCGUUGGUCAUUAGUCGCAAGUGUUUGUUCAAGUAUCAGAUGCUGUUUCGCCAUCUCUUCUCUUGUAAGCACGUAGAGAGGCAACUUGGAGCUAGCUGGAGUAGACACAAGCAAGCCAAGGCACAGCCUCUGUUAGCCAGACCAUGGUACGCCUCAUCGUACGCCCUGCUCCAGAGAAUGCUCCACUUUGUACAAAACCUCCAGUACUACAUGACCUUCGAGGUACUAGAGCCUAACUGGGUCCUACUAGAGAAGAACCUCCGCUCUGUACACACCAUUGAUGAUGUCCUCACUGCACACAAUGAUUUCCUGGAUCGUAGUCUACGCGACUGUCUACUCAGUGACAAGGAAGUACUAAAGAUCAUCAGUCGACUGCUGGUUGUGUGUGAGCAUUUCACUGACUACCUCCGAGAGGCUGACAUGACACAAGAGCAGCACAAGGGGAAAAUGAGUCUCACUCAAUUGGAGAUAACAAAGAGAAGAACAAAGUCUCUCUCUGGUGUUGCUAGGCUACCGAGUGGGGAGGUGUUGGAGGGCGGGGCAGAUCCACACAAACUACGAAGUCGAUUAUUAUCAAGUGAGCUAGAGGAUCUGCCGAUGGGUUCAUUUGAGGUUAACAUAUCACGCCUGGACGAUGCCUUCACACGAGACCUGGUGGGACUGUUGGAUAAGCUGUACGAGUUCAGAGGUCAAACUGUGGGGGGUAUGGUGUCACGCCUGGACUUCAAUGGCUUCUAUCAAGGCCGCAUGACAUCACGCGACAUCACCUGAACACUGAACACUCCCAUUAAUAUUUAAUUGUAUAAUUAUGCCUACCACAUAAUAUAAUUAUGUCAUGCUAUAUAAUUAUAUGCGUGUUUAUUGUCCAUUU
Messenger RNA from Halichondria panicea, 2962 nucleotides. RefSeq names its product gamma-tubulin complex component 2-like. NCBI's taxonomy places the organism in Eukaryota, Metazoa, Porifera, Demospongiae, Suberitida, Halichondriidae. Bases 184 to 2862 code for a protein of 892 amino acids. Gene Ontology annotation, cellular component: gamma-tubulin complex; spindle pole; centrosome. The record is from RefSeq and is a predicted model, not a curated record. The transcript has 12 exons. Gene Ontology annotation, biological process: microtubule nucleation; cytoplasmic microtubule organization; mitotic cell cycle. Gene Ontology annotation, molecular function: microtubule minus-end binding; gamma-tubulin binding.